AUGGCAAAUUCUCCAUCGUACACGAAUGGUGAUGCUGAUGAUACAUUACAAGAUGACACAAUAAAUGAUGAUCCAGAACAAGAAGAUGAAAACAUUGUCGAAGAAGAAGAAAUACUUGGCGGUACUGGUGGUCAAGACGAAUCUGGAGAGGAAUCUGGUGAAGAUUUGUUCAAUGACGAUUAUGAAUUAGAUUAUCAAGCUAUACCGGAAUUAGAUCGAUAUGCCGCUGAGGGUGUUGAUGAUGAGGAUGUUGAGGACAUGACAAUUGAUCAGCGCCGAGAAGUUGAUGCAUUGAUGAAACGUCGAGAGCGAGAAAAACGACGACGUUUAGGAAUCGAAGAUGACUUUGAGGAUGAUGAAUCGGAUAUUGAAUCUGGACAUUUUCAAGGUCGUAAACGUCGACAAGAUGAAAGUCAAGAUGAAGUGGGAAUGGAUGAUGAUGCAAAUGCUUAUAUCAAAAAUCUGGGUGAUACACAAGGUCACAAAAUACAAGAUUGGGUUGUGAUGCCUGGUCCACACAAUGAAAUAAUUCGUCAUUUUAAACGGUUCUUACGUACAUUUCGUUUACCAAAUAGUAAACAAUCAUUGUAUCGUGAAGCAAUACGUCGUCUUGUUCAAGAACAAAGACAAAGUGUCAUUGUUGAUUUUGAACAUUUGAUGACCAACGAUGAAGUGCUAGCAUUUUUUCUAUUGGGUGCACCAGAACAAACAUUGAAAAUAUUUAAUGAGGCCAUAACUCAACUCUGUUUUGAACUAUAUCCAAAUCAUCGUGGCAUUGAUAAAGAAUUAUUUAUUCGAAUAAGUAAUUGUUUACAAAAUGAUAAUAUUCGUGAUUUAAGAGUUGAACAUUUGAAUAAACUAAUUGGAAUUAAUGGUGUGGUUACAACUUCAACUGGUGUACUUCCACAAUUGAGUAUCAUCAAAUUUAAUUGUCUAAAAUGUGGCUUUUCGUUGGGACCAUUUACACAAAAUCAAGAAAAUGAAAUUAAACCUGGUUCGUGUCCAGAAUGUCAGAGUAAUGGACCAUUUGAAGUCAAUAUGGAAGAAACAUUAUAUAGAAAUUAUCAACGAAUAUCAAUUCAAGAGAGUCCCGGAACAGUACCACCCGGACGUAUUCCACGAUCAAAAGAAAUUUUAUUGUUAGGUGAUCUUUGUGAUACAUGUCGGCCAGGAGACGAAAUUGAAGUGUUGGGUGUUUAUCGUAAUACAUACAAUAUAUCCUUGAACAUACAAAAUAACUUGCCAGUGUUUGCAACAAUUAUUGAAGCUAAUCAUGUGUCAACACGAGAGGAUAAGAUAUCGUUUGAAACAUUGACUGAUGAGGACAUUCAAGAUAUAAUAAAACUAUCCAAUGAGCCUCGUAUUGCUCAACGAAUUUAUGCCAGUAUGGCGCCAUCUAUUUAUGGUCAUGAAAUGGUCAAAAAAGCGAUUGCCUUUGCAAUGUUUGGAGGAGAAGGAAAAAAUCCCGGUGGAAAACAUCAAGUACGUGGUGAUAUUAAUCUUUUAUUAUGCGGUGAUCCAUCGACAGCUAAAUCACAAUUUUUGAAAUAUAUUGAAAAAACCGCUCAUCGGGCAGUAUUUACAACAGGUCGCGGUGCAUCAGCCGUUGGUUUAACGGCCUAUGUUCAACGUAAUCCAAUCACAAGAGAAUGGACAUUAGAAGCUGGUGCACUUGUUCUGGCUGAUCGUGGUGUCUGUCUUAUUGAUGAAUUUGACAAGAUGUCUGAUCAAGAUCGUACAAGUAUUCAUGAAGCAAUGGAACAACAAAGUAUUUCAAUUUCAAAAGCUGGCAUUGUUACAACAUUACAAGCACGAUGUUCUGUUAUCGCAGCAGCUAAUCCUAUUGGAGGCCGUUAUGAUCCAGCUUUGACAUUCAUGGAUAAUGUUGAUUUAAGUGAACCAAUAUUAACUCGAUUCGAUAUAUUAUGCAUUGUUCGUGAUGUCGCUGAUCCGAUUAAUGAUGAGCUUAUGGCAAGAUUUGUAACCGAAAGUCAUAUGAGACAUCAUCCACUUGCUGAUGAAAAUGAUAUAAAACAAAAUCAUGUAUUACCAAAUGUCUUUAAUGUUGAACCAAUUCCGCAAGAUAUGUUGAAAAAAUAUUUGAUUUAUGCUAAACGUCGUAUACAUCCGCGUAUGACCAGUGUUGAUCAAGAAAAAGUAUCUCAACUUUAUGCUAAACUUCGUCGAGAAUCGUUGGUUACUGGCAGUGUUCCCGUUACUGUUCGUCAAAUAGAAUCGAUGGUUCGUAUUGCUGAAGCACAUGCACGAAUGCACUUACGUGAUUUUGUUAAUGAUGAUGAUAUUAAUGUUGCAAUACAAAUGGUACUAGAAAGUUUUAUUGAAACACAAAAAUAUGGUAUUAUGAGAACAAUGAAAAAGGUGUUCCAAGGUUAUUUGACAUACAAAAAAGAUAAUAAUGAAUUUCUUUUAUUUUUACUUAAACAAUUGGUACAAGAAUUUAUUGCAUUUCAACGUAAUCGUUUUGGACUUGAUCGUCUGAAUGCAUCAAUUAAAAUCGCUGAGGAAGAUCUUAUUAGUCGAGCACGACAAUAUGGUGUACUGGAUUUACAACAAUUUUAUCAGUCGACAUUAUUUCGUUCUCAUGGUUUUAAAUAUGAAGAUAAAUCGAUUGUGCAAAUAUUGUAA
Messenger RNA from Didymodactylos carnosus, 2646 nucleotides. The record is from the annotation of a GenBank genome assembly. Lineage: Eukaryota; Metazoa; Rotifera; Eurotatoria; Philodinida; Philodinidae.